AUGAGUAGAAUUUCAAAUCAAUUGAUUGGUGCAGUAGCAACUUGGCAUGAUAUUCAUACAAGCUUAAUGAAAGUUGGCCUUUCAAGUGAUAAUGUAUCAUCGGAUGAAGUGACAAAAGCGCCAUUCAAUUCAUCCAGUUCAGCAAGUAGCAGCUAUUCCACUGAUUCACUCAUCAGCUUUAUCGGCAAUGAUUCAUUGAGUGGAAAUCAAUCGAGCGAUGAAAAUUUGGAUGAUGAAAAAUUAUUCAAUUAUCACUCGCGAUUAUCCAUUUCAAAUAUGGAACUUCGAAAUUCACAGCUGAAAGAAAUAUUUCCCCGAUUAUCGGAACAUUGGAGGUAUUCAUCCAACAAAUUAACUCUUUCACGGACUUGUUUCUCCAUCGAUCAUUCCGAUAAUUUAUUACCAUCUAACACACAAAAGAAACCAAUGCUAAUUCGUGCUGAAACAAUUGAUUUACCUGAUACCUUUGAAAGUUCCGAUAAUUGCGCUGUAAAUGCAAAUUCACGGAUGAAACAUGACGUACGACCUCAUUUACUUGUUUCAUUUUUUGCGAAGCAUUUCGAAAAAAUGCACAAAAGGAUGACGAAAAGACCAUUAGGCUCAUCACUGUCCUUUGACCUCGAUGAACGUCAGCGAAUGAAUGCUUUACAACAUAGACGUGAUUCACAGGAUAAAGGUAUCAUCCCAUUACCUGCUACUGUCAAAUUGCAUGUUCGCUUGAAUUGCUUUCACUGUCUCUUUGACGCAUCGUUACGUGAACGUAAACUUAACAAGCUGGAGAAUGGAAUUCGAUUACGGUCUAGUUCCGAUACUUCAGAUGCACAUUAUACCAAUUCCAGACAACAUAGUUCUCAAAAGUUUAAUACCAAUUGCAAAGCAUCAUAUCACGGCAGCAUUCACAUCACCAAUAAGUAA
Acanthocheilonema viteae is the source of this 915-nucleotide messenger RNA. Lineage: Eukaryota; Metazoa; Nematoda; Chromadorea; Rhabditida; Onchocercidae. The record is from the annotation of a GenBank genome assembly.